AUGAUCUUCACAUCGAUUCCGUUGUGUCCGUCCACAUCCGACGUAUGGCCAUCGAAUGACGUGUGGAGUUAUCGAAUGGUUUUCCUCUGCCAUCCAGAAUUAACAAAAUGGAAAGAACGGAUGUGCCGCCACGGAAGAAAGAUUUUCAUGGAAUCGGACGUCGCCGAGUUGGAAGCAGACGUGUCGGAGAGGACGAGGGUACUGACUCGUAACUUCCUCGAGGUUGACCUUCGCCAAACUGCCUCGUUGGUGAUCCACUACGACUCUGGAAUGAAGUUCAACGUGUUCUUGUAUGUAGAAAAGGAUUAA
Necator americanus (New World hookworm) is the source of this 309-nucleotide messenger RNA. RefSeq lists its product as uncharacterized. The transcript has 3 exons. The coding region runs from base 1 to 309 and encodes 102 amino acids. NCBI's taxonomy places the organism in Eukaryota, Metazoa, Nematoda, Chromadorea, Rhabditida, Ancylostomatidae. The record is from RefSeq and is a predicted model, not a curated record.